Molecule: messenger RNA, 273 nt
Organism: Protopolystoma xenopodis
Lineage: Eukaryota; Metazoa; Platyhelminthes; Monogenea; Polystomatidea; Polystomatidae
Source: the annotation of a GenBank genome assembly
AUGGCAUUCCAGAAGCGCAACAUGGGCACUGCCAGCGCAAACCUGAUCACCAGGCAGUCGAUCAACGAUGCUGAAUUGGUGAGUGCAGUUGCUACUGCAGGCUUGCACAAAAGUAUGUGCAUACACGCCUAUCCUGACCAUCCUCUGACUGGCAUUACUGGGCCCAGGUGCACAAAACCAUCUGCUCUCCGUUUUAUUAGACCCCAGGUUAUUAAUACAAUGGUUUCGAACAGGUAUACUUCCGCUAACUUGUUUUCAGGCCUGCUUCGUUGA